UCAGGAAGUAAAGCCCUGCUGUCAACAGAUUUCUGACACAUUAGAACUUGCGCUUCGCAGGAGUAAUCUCAUCAUGAGUAGAGUCUGCUUCAUCCUCAGUGCUGCUCUUUUUGUGUUAGAAAUUCCAGAGACCAAGGCGCUGCUAGAAAAUUCCAAUGACUGUUGUGAAAGAAUAAAGAAGAUGAAUGAAACCUGUGUGAAUAUUACACUCUGUGAUCCUGGGCUCCUUCAAGUUCAGGAGAACAGUACAACGUUUUGUGUGUCCUGUGACUCAACAGAGCAGGGGAAUUCAACUUUGCUUAACAAUACAAGAGGUUCAAUUCUAGUACCUUUAUUCAAAGUGAUUGGUGGUCCAGGUGUUGCAGCUUCUGUCCUUCUAGGAACUCUACUGAUCAGCCUGGGUCUCAUCCUCUCGGUUGCAUCUUUCUUUUACCUUAAGCGUUCCAAUCGCCUCCCUGGUGUCUUCUACAGGCGCAACAAGGCUUUUAUAUUCCAACCAAGUGAGACGGCUGUCAUGAUUCCUGAAGCUACGUCUUCAGUUCGCAAGCCGAGAUAUGUCAGGAGGGAAAGGCCGUCAGCAACGUCAGCAACAUCAGCGUCCAGCAGUGCUACUGUGGCAACAGGGGCAGUAACCAAGGUAUACAAUGUGUAACCAGCCUUCAAGAGCCAGCUAUGAAUCCCCUAUUAAAACGUGGGUCUGUCCUAUAGCACUGUUUUCUUAUAGGAUUUACGUUUUUUGGUGAAACUUUCCUUUGUAGGCUACAUGAAGAAGUGGUAUGCCUUGAUAUAGGCUUUAUCUUGGAAACAGUUUCUUUCUUUUCUUUUCACUGAAGCCAGUUAUUUAUUUCUAUUUAUAUAUUUUUCACACAAUACGUUGUUCCUUUUUGUUUUUUUGUUUUUUUUUUUUUUUUUUUAAAGAGACCAGGUGUUGCACUACUAGAGUAUUUUUGAUUGUGAAGCUAUAAUUCAGUCUAGUAACUUGUUUUUUCAAUGAAUUUUGUAAUGUUGAUAUUUAUUACCAGUAUUUUUGUGUGAUUAUUGUACUUUUGAAUCUUGUGACAUUGCAACUAGGAUCCAAAACAAGACUUCCACAGUUAGUCAUAUUUGCACACAACCUACUCCUCAAACCUCCUCAAGUUAAAAAAAAAAAAUACAUAUUUACCAUUUGGUUAAAAUCAUUGUUUUCUACCUGUAUACACCAAUAAUAUAUUUUCUAUUAAUCCUAUACCAUCUCCACAAAUUCCGUUAGCACUUAUUAAUGCCAUAUUCAUAAUGCUGGAAAAUACUAUGUUAACAGCAUAUUCAUGUUCUAUUAACAAGUGUGCAUGACAUAGCCACCUGUUAACAAUGGCACAUUCCUCACUAUAUUCAAGAUAAAAUGUUCUGGCUUGCACCAAAGGUUUUCCCAGGUAAAUAAUGAUCAGUUCAAAUUUGCUAGGCCUUAAAGUUGCAAAUUUGCUGUUAAUACACAAUAUAUAUAUAUAUAAGUUGUGAAAAACUGUUGCCAAACACUGAGUUACCUAUUUAUCCCAUCUUUCCAUUGUGUAAGACAAAGUGCCAUUAAAUGAAUGUCUAAUGAAUGAAGACCUAUAGUCACCAUUUUUGAUUUUGUACAUUUUAUACAAAAUUAGAAUGUAGAAUUAUGAAAGAACUUUAAAAACAAACAAAAUGCUUGAUAUCAUUGUAGUGUUACAAAAAGAGUGAUACACUGGUAUUUCUAUAAAAGGACCGGAGAAGUCAGUUACUUUUUAAUUUUACUUUAUUUUGUAGAUGUUUAUUGCAAAUAGUGGCCUUUAAAAUGCCAUAUAAUCCCCUAUGCCUAUAUGUAUUUAUGAUUUUCUGUGUAGUUUUAGGUUUUCUUAUUUGUAAUAAUGGUUUUGUUUAUUUAAAGAAUUAUUUUGAUUUUUCUACACAUUUUCUACUUCAUUUUAGGAAGGGUGUUUGAACAUUGUUUUGUAACGUUUAAAAUCCUUAGUAUGCUGGAUUAAGCAAAAGCUACAAAUGUUUACGUAAGGUGAAGGUAAUGAUGUGGUUUGAUGGCGAUACUGAUUCUAGAAUAUAACCACUUAAAUUCAACUUAUUUCUUAUGUCAUUUUAUUGGCUGUUGUGCAGCGACUGGAAAGCAUGUUAAUAGAUUUUGUAUAUGAAUUAUGUUUAGAUGGAUGUUGAUGAUGAAUUUUUUUUGUAUGUUGAUGUCCUAACAGAGUGAGUGUUGAUCACAUAUUGAAUCAUAUUUGAUGAAGAUUUCAGUGUUUACAGAAAUAAAAGAUAUUUUGAUUUAUGAGAAACAAUUUAUGUAUGUGUUUUUUUUUUUAAACUUUACAUCAUAUGGCAAAAUAUAAUAUAAAAGGUAAUGCAAAGAGAUUCAGUGC
Messenger RNA from Labeo rohita (rohu), 2372 nucleotides. RefSeq names its product chromosome 6 C1orf159 homolog (gene c6h1orf159). The coding region runs from base 74 to 652 and encodes 192 amino acids. The transcript is spliced from 9 exons. The record is from RefSeq and is a predicted model, not a curated record. NCBI's taxonomy places the organism in Eukaryota, Metazoa, Chordata, Actinopteri, Cypriniformes, Cyprinidae.